Messenger RNA from Solanum verrucosum, 1320 nucleotides. Its product is annotated as phosphoribosylglycinamide formyltransferase, chloroplastic. Gene Ontology annotation, molecular function: phosphoribosylglycinamide formyltransferase activity. Gene Ontology annotation, biological process: 'de novo' IMP biosynthetic process. Gene Ontology annotation, cellular component: cytoplasm; chloroplast. Bases 139 to 1056 code for a protein of 305 amino acids. The transcript is spliced from 5 exons. The record is from RefSeq and is a predicted model, not a curated record. Lineage: Eukaryota; Viridiplantae; Streptophyta; Magnoliopsida; Solanales; Solanaceae.
AUUAUUUCUUUGCAAAUUUAGUAAAUACUCACCCUCUCUAAAGUUCCCUCCUGCACCACCACUUCCCGCCUCCCUUCUCCUCUCCACCGCCGGCCGCCAACCUCCGCCGUCAACCUCCGUCGUUCACUUCCGAUAUCAAUGGAAGCUCAAAAUUUAUCUUUUGGGCUUUCCUCUACCUUACCCACUUCACCAAUUCAAAACCAAAAAAAUCCAUUCUUUCAGAUUUUGCUCAAACCAUCUUCUUCUUCAAAUAAUCUUAUCCUUAAAGGGGUUUUCUUGAAACCCCAUGUUUCUUUUUCUCCUAAAAAUUUCCCCAGCAAGGAAUUUUUCCAGUGUAGGAAUUGUUUGCAAAGAACUGAAAGAGAAGCUACUACAGUUCCUGAUAGUGGUGUGAAUAAAGAACUUAGAAAGAAGAAGCUUGCAGUGUUUGUAUCUGGUGGAGGUUCAAAUUUCAGGUCAAUUUAUGAAGCUACACUUGAAGGGACUGUUCAUGGAGAGGUAGCUGUUUUAGUUACCAAUAAAAAUGAUUGUGGAGGUGCAAAGUAUGCAAGGGAGCAAGGCAUUCCUGUUAUUUUGUUUCCUAAAGCAAAGAAUUCAUCGGAGGGUUUAUCGGAGGAGGAUCUCGUGGGUUCUCUAAGAGCCUAUAAUAUCGACUUCAUUCUUUUAGCUGGGUACUUAAAGCUUAUUCCUACUGAGUUAGUCCAAGCAUUUCCAAGAUCGAUAUUUAAUAUUCAUCCGUCACUUCUUCCAUCUUUUGGAGGCAAAGGCUACUAUGGCAUAAAGGUGCAUAAAGCAGUCAUAGCUUCUGGAGCUAGGUAUUCAGGUCCUACGAUCCAUUAUGUCGAUGAGCAUUAUGACACUGGACGUAUUCUUGCUCAAGGGGUCGUGCCUGUGCUGGCUAAUGACACAGCAGAAACACUUGCAGCAAGGGUUCUUCAGGAGGAGCAUAAGCUUUACGUAGAAGUAGCCGCAGCAUUAUGUGAAGAGAGAAUCGUGUGGCGUGAAGAUGGUGUCCCUCUCAUCCGGAGCAAAGAAGAUCCCAAUCAUUACAAGUAGAUAACAAAGCCAGAGGUUAGCAACUCCGCGGCUAGAAGUAUUCGUUACUGAGCUCUGUGUUGACACUAACGUAGUUUUGGUACAUAUGCCUCGUGGAAGGCGUACCAGCGUCCUUAAUUGUUCAAUUUACCAUUAUACCAUAGAAAAUUCAACAUAUGUAGACGAAUAUUGUAUGUCUAUGACAAAGUUUUGUACCAAUAUGUUUUGACAACUUUUUAUUUUUUCAUCUAUGAAAGAAAUAGCUUGUUGUUUCUUGACAUUGCU